Cyprinus carpio (common carp) is the source of this 2285-nucleotide messenger RNA. RefSeq names its product cytosolic 5'-nucleotidase 1A-like. Gene Ontology annotation, molecular function: magnesium ion binding; 5'-nucleotidase activity; nucleotide binding. Lineage: Eukaryota; Metazoa; Chordata; Actinopteri; Cypriniformes; Cyprinidae. The record is from RefSeq and is a predicted model, not a curated record. Gene Ontology annotation, cellular component: cytosol; cytoplasm. Gene Ontology annotation, biological process: nucleotide metabolic process; adenosine metabolic process.
GAGAGGAGGGUGGCAUGUGCAUGAGUGAAUGAUGAGUAGGAAGGGAGGGAAAGAAAGAGAGAAGGGGUCAGACACUAACACAUAACUUGUCACACACAGCGUCAGAGCAGAGAGGAUAUAGCCGCAUAGAACCAAAGCCAGCACUAUCAUUAGACACUGAAUCAGGAGUAUAGCAUUGGAUACUAGCUGUACUGUGCUACCUAAAGCUGGAGACAUACACUGUGUGUGGAAGAGAGUCUGUGCAUGUGAACAGAGAGAACAGCACAGCGUGAUACAGCCCCGGAUAAGUGUGCCGUUAAUGAGAAGAGCUGGGGAGAAUGAGUCUUGACCCUGUUCAGGUCAUGAAGAGGCAAGACUCCUUGCCCAAAACCUGCCCGUCAGCCUCAAACGGUGAUAGCAAAGCAUCCUGGGACGACAGCAAGGAUAUCCAUGAAAAUGUGGGUUCAACAAAGAAGCCCAAACCAGGAGCUGUGAGACGGGCCAGGAAGGUGGAGGGAGGCAUAUUCUUUCCCAAACCAGAGAACGCGGUCACCAUUGCUGUGUCGUCGAGGGUUCUGUUCCACACAGAGAAAGAGCAGAAGGUGUUUGAGCAACAAGGAAUAGAGGAGUACCUCAGGUAUCAGGUGGAGCACGAAAAUGAGCCCUUUGCUCCUGGCCCAGCAUUCCCAUUGGUUAAGGCACUGGAGGCAGUAAAUAACCACUUGCGGGAGCUCUAUCCAGAAAGCGAGGAGCUUUUUGAUAUUGUGCUAGUUACCUACAACCAUGCUAAUGUAGGCAUCAGACUUAUCAACACCAUCAACUACCACAAUCUAUUCAUUGAGCGGUUCUGCAUGACAGGAGGUAGCAGCCCCACUGGGUACCUGAAAGCGUGGCAUACAAACUUGUAUUUGUCUGCCGAUACUGCAAAGGUUCAGGAAGCCCUUUCUGAAGGGAUUGCAGCAGCCACCAUGUUUAUGUCAGAAAAACAAAUUGAGGUGUCCAAGACCCAGUUGAAAGUGGCAUUUGAUGGUGACGCUGUUCUUUUUUCUGAUGAAUCUGAGCGUAUUUUUAAAGCCCACGGCCUGGACAAGUUCUUCGAGCAUGAGAGGGAAAAUGAAAACACAUUGUUAGAUCAUGGGCCACUGAAAGGUUUCCUGGAAGUGCUCGGGAAACUUCAGAAGAAAUUCUAUGCUAAAGGCCACCGUCUGGACUGUCCCAUCCGCACCUACCUUGUGACGGCCCGCAGCGCAGCCAGCUCAGGCAUCCGUGCCUUAAAGACUCUCCGUGCCUGGGGACUAGAGAUAGAUGAGGCUCUUUUCCUGGCCGGGGCACCAAAAGGCCCCAUGCUGGAGAAAAUCCGGCCCCACAUCUACUUUGAUGACCAGAUGUUUCACGUGGAGGGCGCUGUAGAGAUGGGUGCCAUUGCCGCCCAUGUGCCCUAUGGGAUUGCACAGAAAUACCCUCAUAAAAAAAGCACCAAUACAGGAAAAUAACAAAGAAAGGGGAAAAUAUGGCACAUUAUGUUUCCUAUUUUGGAAGCGAUGUUUAAGUUGCAAUCAUUUUUAUUUUGUAAACUCGGUUGUGCACUCAUUGGAUCAGGACCUCGGUAUUCUCUUGGCCUUUUUCUAUGUGACCUAUGCAAGGACACACACAACAUUUAACCAGCUAAAGAUUCAACCCAGUGUUGUUCCUCUGCACUGCUUCAGCAUCAGUAAUUCUGUACAUGACUUUUGAAAUAUGCAUUAUGAAUGAAAUUUGACCAAUGUGCCUCUGUUGAAGCACUGCAAUGAACGGCCAUUUUCAUCUAAGCAUAUGUUUCUCAGAGAUAGUUUGUCGAAAUAUACAUGACAUCAACUUACUGUUAAAAUGGAACGGGUGCUGCUAUUCUUAUUUGUAAAGUGAAUAUGUAAAAUGACAGAGGAAAAGGAGUCAUAUUGAAAGGGUGAUUACACAGUGUGUGUUUUGAACUGCACUGUAUAAUUCAGCAUUGGACUGUGAUGGUGUUCGUGGUUAUUACUGUAGAUGGUGUUGAGCAAAACUACAGUAUUCUUUCAUGUAAUCUAAUGUAUAUGGUCGCAUAUAAUGGAUGGAAUGUUAGUCUGUAAUGUAAUGUUAAUAAGAAGCCAUAAUAUUUUAUGAGAGGAUGAAAUACUCAGAAUCUAUAGAAAGCCAUGAGUACAGAAUGAUAUAUUUAAAGUGAUAACUGUACUUUUUUGUUUUCUCAUCUGCAUUCAAUAUACACUACUGUUUAAAAGUUUGGGGUUAUGAAUAUUUUUUUGAAAGAAAUUAAUAAUUUUAUUCAGCAA